CGUGAAGGUCUGGGACCUCCCACAGCAAACGGUGCUGCACUCCUACAGAGCUCACUCCGGUUCCGUGACAUGUGUGGCUUCCUGUCCUGGUAAGGACACUGUGUUCCUGUCCUGUGCAGAGGACAGCAGAACUUUACUCUGGGACACCAGAUGCCCAAAACCAGCUACUCGAAUUGUUUGCAGUGCCUGUAAUCACCUCCCUACCUCAGUCAUGUGGCAUCCACAGAAAAGUGACAUCUUUGCUUUGGGUGAUGAAAAUGGAACAGUUGCACUAGUAGACACAAAGAAUCCUGAUUCUGCCCUCAGCUCCACUGUGCAUGCCCGAAGUAUCACGGGGUUUGCAUUUUCUGCACAUAGUUCACCCUUACUGGCUUCAAUCAGUGAAGACUGUUCAGUAGCUGUUCUUGACUCAGACCUCUCAGAGGUGUUCAGAAACCGUUCUCAUCGAGACUUUGUAAAAGGCUUAUCGUGGUCUCCUUCAGACAAUGCCUUGCUCACUACAGUUGGAUGGGAUCAUCAGGUUUUACAUCACACUGUCCCCAUACCAACUGGUGAAGCUUCUGGAGUCAACUGUGUAAAAGAAUAG
This is a messenger RNA of Fulmarus glacialis (Northern fulmar), 586 nucleotides long. It is a transcript of the gene WDR77, whose product is annotated as WD repeat domain 77. The annotation marks the transcript as partial. The transcript has 7 exons. Gene Ontology annotation, molecular function: protein binding. Gene Ontology annotation, biological process: oocyte axis specification. Gene Ontology annotation, cellular component: methylosome. The record is from RefSeq and is a predicted model, not a curated record. Lineage: Eukaryota; Metazoa; Chordata; Aves; Procellariiformes; Procellariidae.